AUGUUUAGUGCAGUUAGAAAACGGGACAUUUUGUUCAAAACGUAUGUUUGUGAAGCAGUUAGAAAAUUGAUGGGCAAAAGUGGUAAUGCACUCCAGGUUUUGUUUUCCUUGGAUGAUUUACUAACAUUUGUGAAGAAAGCCGGGAUUACAUGGAGUGGCAAUCUUCCGGAAUCUUCAAAGAAAUGCUUUACGUCAUCUUCAAGUUCUCGCUCAAGUCAAGCACGAUGCUCUGAGAGGGAUCAGUUGUUGCCGAUCGAAAUGGUCCAACAUCUACUAAAAGGGAUGGGUUCCAAUGGCCAGAUGGUGCACAUUGAAGAAAUUAGAGCAAGAAAAGCUCAGUAUGCAGAUAUUCCUGAUGAACUCUCAACAAAUACAAAAUCUGCGCUAGAAUGUAUGGGAAUCAACAAAUUGUAUACCCAUCAGGCCGAAUCCAUCAUGGCCUCCCUGAAGGGGAGAAAUGUUGUGGUGGCAACAAUGACAUCCAGCGGAAAAUCUCUUUGCUACAAUGUGCCUGUUUUGGAAGCAUUGUCCCAGAAUUUGCAGGCAUGUGCUUUAUACUUGUUUCCGACUAAGGCAUUAGCUCAAGAUCAAUUGAGAGCAUUGCUAGCUAUGAAGAAAGCAUAUGACACAGACAUAAAUAUUGGUGUUUAUGAUGGCGACACUUGCCACGAGGAAAGAAUGUUGCAUCGCUCUGAUGCUAGACUGUUGAUUACAAAUCCAGACAUGUUACACUUGUCAAUUUUACCAUAUCAUGGGCAAUUUAGUAGGAUUCUAACAAAUCUUAGGUUUGUGGUCAUUGAUGAAGCUCAUAUGUAUAAGGGAGCACUUGGAUGCCAUACUGCUCUCAUACUUAGAAGACUCCGGCGCCUUUGUUCUCAUGUAUAUGGCACGGAUCCUUCGUUUGUAUUUUCCACAGCAACGUCUGCCAAUCCUAGGGAGCAUUGCAUGGAGCUUGCAAAUCUCUCAACAUUGGAGCUUAUAGAAAAUGAUAGGAGCCCAUCCUCUGAAAAGCAAUUUAUCCUUUGGAAUCCUUCUUCCCUUAAAUCUGUGCAAAAUGAAACUGGUAGAGAUAUCAAUGGCUCUGCAGACAAAAGCAUAAGUCCAAUCUUCACAGUUGCAUGCCUUUUUGCUGAGAUGGUUCAACAUGGACUUCGGUGUAUUGCUUUUUGCAAAUCACGCAAGCUCACUGAACUUGUUCUCUCCUAUACACGUGAGAUUCUCCAAGAGACAGCUCCCAACCUCAUAGAUAAAAUAUCUGCAUACCGAGCUGGCUAUAUACCUGAGGAACGGAGGAAAAUUGAAAGAGAUUUCUUCGGUGGUGAGCUUUGUGGCAUUGCUGCAACAAAUGCUCUAGAGUUGGGUAUUGAUGUUGGACAUAUAGAUGCCACACUACACCUAGGCUUUCCUGGUAGCAUUGCUAGCCUGUGGCAGCAAGCAGGCAGGUCAGGCAGAAGAGAAAAGGCUUCUCUUGCUGUGUAUGUUGCUUUCGAAAGCCCUCUAGAUCAAUAUUUCAUGAAAUAUCCUAGAAAGCUCUUUGGUAGUCCAAUCGAGUGCUGUCAUAUUGACGCUCAGAACCUGCAGGUAGUUGAACAGCAUCUCGCAUGUGCUGCUUUUGAACAUCCAUUGAGUUUGAAGUAUGACGAGAACCAUUUUGGACCAGCGCUAAGUACGGCCUUGGUGUCGCUUAAAAAUAAAGGAUCCAUAACUUGCAAUUUGACCCAUGAUGAUUCUGCCAGAAUAUGGAGCUAUAUCGGGAAAGAGAAAAUGCCUGCACGUGGAAUAAGUAUUCGAGCUAUAGAAACUGUCAGGUAUAAAGUGAUAGAUACUAGACAGAAUGACCUUCUUGAGGAGAUAGAGGAAAGCAAGGCUUUCUUUCAGGUGUAUGAAGGUGCAGUCUAUCUGCACCAGGGGAAGUCUUAUCUAGUUAAGGAGCUCAAUAUAUCGGAAAAGAUUGCUUGGUGCCAGCAAGCUCAUGUGAACUAUUAUACCAAAACUCGAGAUUACACGGAUGUCCAUGUUAUGGGAGGUGAUACUGCUUAUCCAGUCAUGGCCUGCAACCAGACUAAAAGAACGACGGCUCAAGCACGUUCUUGCACAGUAACAACCACUUGGUUUGGAUUCCGUCGUAUGGCAAGAGGAAGCAACAGAGUCUUAGAUACAAUUGACCUUUCGCUGCCCAGUUACUCCUACGAGUCACAGGCUGCGUGGAUCGGAGUUCCUCAAUCACUUAAAAAAUCGGUGGAGGACAUGGGUUUCUCGUUCCAAGGGGGAUUGCAUGCUGCUUCUCAUGCUCUUCUUCAUGUAGUGCCUUUAUAUGUACGGUGCAAUUACUCUGACUUGGCUCCAGAGUGCCCAAACCUGCAUGAUAAUCGGUAUUUCCCUGAAAGAAUUCUAGUAUAUGAACAGCAUCCCGGUGGCACUGGUGUCUCAAAGCAGGUACAACCUUAUUUCAGUGAGCUUCUGAAUGCAGCAUUAGAGCUCCUCACUUCUUGUAGUUGCCAUGGGUACACAGGUUGUCCUAAUUGCGUUCAGAGCGUAGUGUGUCACGAGUACAAUGAGGUGAUCCACAAAGAGGCAGCCAUUAUGAUCAUUAAGGGUGUUUUGGUUGCGGAGAAGUCCUACUUUGCUGAACUUGACAAUUGCUCUUGA
Molecule: messenger RNA, 2649 nt
Organism: Linum trigynum
Lineage: Eukaryota; Viridiplantae; Streptophyta; Magnoliopsida; Malpighiales; Linaceae
Source: the annotation of a GenBank genome assembly